Messenger RNA from Coffea eugenioides, 2148 nucleotides. RefSeq names its product homeobox-leucine zipper protein HDG11-like. Gene Ontology annotation, biological process: regulation of DNA-templated transcription. The transcript has 11 exons. Gene Ontology annotation, molecular function: lipid binding; DNA binding; DNA-binding transcription factor activity, RNA polymerase II-specific. Lineage: Eukaryota; Viridiplantae; Streptophyta; Magnoliopsida; Gentianales; Rubiaceae. The record is from RefSeq and is a predicted model, not a curated record. The coding region runs from base 1 to 2148 and encodes 715 amino acids.
AUGGACUAUGCAAGUGGAGGCGGUGGUUCGGGUGGUGACCACCAUCACCACCACGAUGCCUCUGAUCGUAGGAAGAAAAGAUACCAUCGACACACUGCUCAUCAGAUUCAAAGGCUUGAAUCCAUGUUUAAGGAAUGUCCUCAUCCUGAUGAGAAAACAAGGUUGCAGUUGAGUAGAGAGUUGGGAUUGGCUCCUCGCCAGAUUAAGUUCUGGUUCCAAAACAGGAGGACGCAAAUGAAGGCACAACAUGAACGAGCGGAUAACUGUGCACUUAGAGCAGAAAAUGAUAAGAUUAGAUGCGAGAAUAUAGCCAUCAGAGAAGCCUUAAAAAACGUGAUUUGCCCUUCUUGCGGAGGCCCUCCGGUUGGAGAAGAUUCCUACUUUGACGAGCAAAAGCUUCAAAUGGAAAAUGCCCAGUUGAAAGAAGAGCUUGAUAGAGUUUCUAGCAUUGCGGCAAAGUAUAUUGGUAGACCUAUUUCACAACUUCCACCAGUGCAGCCUAUUCAUAUAUCUUCACUAGACUUGUCCAUGUCUAGUUUUGGAGGAGGAGGAAUGGUUGGUCCAUCACUUGACCUUGAUCUUCUUCCAGGAAGUUCAUCAACUAUGCCAGGUUUACCCUUCCCAGCAAUGAGCAUUUCAGACAUGGAUAAAUCCCUUAUGGCUGAUAUUGCUGGGAAUGCCAUGGAUGAAUUGAUUAGGCUUUUACAAACCAAUGAACCUCUUUGGAUGAAGUCCCCGGUCGACGGGAGGGAAGUUCUUAAUCUUGAGAGUUAUGAAAGAAUUUUUCCAAGGGCUAACACUCACUUGAGAAGUCCAAAUAUACGGAUUGAAGCUUCAAGAGAUUCAGGUGUUGUGAUAAUGAACGGUUUAGCAUUGGUGGACAUGUUUAUGGAUGCGAAUAAGUGGGUAGAAUUAUUUCCUACUAUAGUCUCAAGGGCAAGAACACUUGAAGUAAUAUCAUCUGGCAUAUUGGGCAGCCAAAGUGGUACACUGCAAUUGAUGUAUGAAGAAUUGCAGGUGCUUUCACCUUUUGUACCCCCUAGGCAGCUGUACUUCCUUCGUUUCUGUCAGCAGAUUGAGCAAGGUUCUUGGGCAAUAGUCGAUGUUUCGUAUGAUAUUCCUCAAGAAAAUCAAUUUGCUUCUCCAUGUAAAACUCACAGGCUUCCUUCUGGAUGUUUGAUACAAGAUAUGCCCAAUGGCUACUCCAAAGUUACUUGGGUGGAACAUUUAGAAAUUGAAGAAAAAGCUCCUGUGCACAGGCUCUUUGGAGAUCUUAUUCACAGUGGUUUGGCAUUUGGUGCUGAAAGAUGGCUUGCCACUCUUCAAAGAAUGUGUGAAAGAUUUGCUUGUCUGAUGGUAACCGGCAAUUCUACACGUGACCUCGGAGGAGUAAUUCCAUCGGCUGAGGGGAAGAGAAGUAUGAUGAAACUUGCACAAAGAAUGGUAAGCAGCUUCUGCCAAAGCAUCAAUCCAUCCAAUGGCCAUCAAUGGACAACACUUUCAGGCCUGAAUGAAUUUGAAGUUAGAGCCACACUCCACAAAAGCACAGAUCCUGGACAGCCUAAUGGUGUGGUCCUUAGCGCAGCUACUACAAUUUGGCUUCCAAUCCCUCCACAAAAUGUCUUCAACUUUUUUCGUGAUGAGAGGACUAGGCAUCAGUGGGAUGUUCUUUCCAAUCAAGCUCCAGUACAAGAAGUUGCUCACAUUGCCAAUGGCUCUCAUCCUGGAAACUGCAUAUCUGUUUUAAGGGCCUUCAACACAAACCAAAACAACAUGUUGAUUCUUCAAGAAAGCUGCAUAGAUGCAUCAGGGUCGCUGGUAGUUUUUGGUCCAGUUGAUCUUCCAGCUAUAAACAUAGCAAUGAGUGGUGAGGAUCCAUCAUACAUCCCAUUACUGCCAUCGGGGUUCACCAUAACACCUGAUGGCAGGCCUGUAAUGGGGAGUGGUGGGGGUGGUAGUAGUAGCGGUGUUGGUGGUAGGUCAGGUGGAGCUGGAGGUUCACUUAUUACAGUAGUAUUCCAAAUACUAGUAAGCAGCUUACCAUCAGCUAAAAUGAGCCCAGAGUCAGUAAAUACCGUUAAUAACCUUAUCGGCACCACUGUCCACCAAAUUAAAGCUGCCUUGAAUUGCUCCACUACUACUUCUUGA